Messenger RNA from Ctenocephalides felis (cat flea), 584 nucleotides. RefSeq names its product guanine nucleotide-binding protein subunit gamma-1-like. The record is from RefSeq and is a predicted model, not a curated record. Gene Ontology annotation, biological process: G protein-coupled receptor signaling pathway. Gene Ontology annotation, cellular component: heterotrimeric G-protein complex. Lineage: Eukaryota; Metazoa; Arthropoda; Insecta; Siphonaptera; Pulicidae. Bases 161 to 373 code for a protein of 70 amino acids. The transcript has a single exon. Gene Ontology annotation, molecular function: G-protein beta-subunit binding.
CGUCAGAACAAGGUUGUACGCGAUAAUUUGUUAGAGUUGGAUAUCAAUUGCGCUUUAAGGAUCGAAAAUCAGAUUCGAUAAAACCACCUAGGAGUGGAAUAAAUUCUUCUUAACCAGCUGCAUUAAGUUAUUCAUCAUAGGCCUCUCAGAGACUGCCGCUAUGGAUAUGAUGGUGUCGAGCCUUCAGCAGCAGAGGGCUGUUACCGAACAGCUCCGCAGGGAAGCCAGCGUCAAAAGAAUACCGGUGUCUCAAGCAGUUGCUGAUAUUGUCAAAUAUAUAAAUGACUAUGAGCAAGAAGAUUGUUUGCUUGUUGGAUUUACUAGUCAAAAGGUGAAUCCUUUCAGAGAGAAGUCUUCCUGCAUCCUGAUUUGAUUCAAUAUGCAAUAAGUGGAAUUUUAUUAUCAUUUAUGUAUUUAUUAAUUUACCUUUAUAUAAGUAUCUCAAUGAAAUCAUAAAGCGAAACUGCCCAAAAAUUUAAAUACCACAUAAAUGUAUUAAUGGAGUUGUUGUAAUUCAAUAAAAUAUCGAUGGUUGAUGUAUUUUUGUCUGAUUAAUGUGAAGGUAUUUCAUGUUUUAUAUUAAC